Molecule: messenger RNA, 1981 nt
Organism: Ipomoea triloba (trilobed morning glory)
Lineage: Eukaryota; Viridiplantae; Streptophyta; Magnoliopsida; Solanales; Convolvulaceae
Product: BAG family molecular chaperone regulator 1-like
Exons: 4
Coding region: 617-1672 (351 amino acids)
Biological process (GO): protein stabilization
Cellular component (GO): cytoplasm
Molecular function (GO): protein-folding chaperone binding; adenyl-nucleotide exchange factor activity
Source: RefSeq, a predicted model, not a curated record
UACCACAUCAAUAAUUAAAUUUCUUAUUUUUUGUUAACGAAAAAAUAAAUACAUUUUUAGUUCUUAAUAAUUCUUUGUCGUGUAUUUUCUCUCUCUUUAUUCUUCUCUUUCUCCCCUUCUACGCCUUUGCAACCAAACACGAUACAGAUUUUUUAAAAUAAAGAUUUCCUUUCUCAGCAUUCCUUCCAUAAUUGUUUCAUCAUUAGCGUUGAAUUCGCCGGAAAAUUUUGCUCCGGCGACAGUAUCAGUAGUUUCGCGGCAACUACUAUAGGAUCUGAAAUUUUGUUCACAGUAUUCUUUGCCGGAGUUUUUGGGCACCGACACUUCCCCGCCGGCGAUUCAAGAUUCGGUUACUUUUACCAUUUCGGGGUUUACGUUGACGUACCGCUACUGUUAGAGUCGUGCCAAGAAACAGGAAAAAGAUAGAAUCUUUCUCUGUUUGGACUGGUGUAUUGGUCAAGUUCAAGCAUUAAAGCAACUGGGUCGCGAGAUAUGGAUGUUUUCUUCAGCUCUGUAGAUCGCGUCGGCGAGAAGUCAAUGCUCUGAUCUGAGCUUCUCCACUCUCAAAAACUCACACCUCCGCUUAUUGCAUUUUCCGGCGCCGAGCAAAAUCAAGAUGAUGCGAAUGAAGACAGGAACCGUGGCUCAACCGGCGAACCACAGUUCUCCUGCCGGCGACGGCGCCGGCAGAGAAAAGGAGUGGGAGAUGCGGCCGGGUGGAAUGCUGGUUCAGAAACGGAGCCCAGAUUCCGAUAACCUCCCGCCGCCACCGACCAUCCGGGUCCGGGUCAAAUACGGGUCGGUCUACCAUGAAAUCAAUAUCAGCUCCCAAGCCACUUUUGGGGAGUUGAAAAAGAUGUUGACAGGGCCGACAGGAUUGCACCACCAAGAUCAGAAGUUGUUGUUUAAGGAUAAGGAGAGAAACUCCAAUGCGUUUCUUGAUGUCUCCGGCGUGAAGGACAAGUCUAAGAUGGUGUUAGUUGAGGACCCAAUUAGCCAGGAGAAGAGAUAUGUUGAGAUGAGAAAGAAUGCUAAGAUGGAGAGGGCUGCAAAGACUAUAUCUGAGAUCAGCUUGGAGGUUGAUAGGCUAGCUGGACAGGUAUCUGCACUUGAAUCUGUUAUUUCGAAAGGUGGGAAAGUUGCAGAAAAGACUGUUGUGAACUUGAUUGAGUUGUUGAUGAACCAACUGCUUAAAUUGGAUGGUAUUAAUGGUGAAGGUGAUGUUAAAUUGCAGAGAAAAAUGCAGGUAAAAAGAGUGCAAAAGUGUGUUGAGACACUAGAUAUGUUAAAGAUCAAGAACUCAUUGCCAGAUAGCAGCAGUGAUAAGGUUAAUAGUCCAUUGCCUGCAAGCAAUGGGAAUCACAUUCAGAAACACCAAUCACCCUCUCCAGCUAAACAGCAUCAUCAUCAUAAACACCGGUAUUCACACGAUUUGAUUUCGUUGCCAGUGCUCCAUGAGGAGGAGCAGACAGGGCAUUCAUUUACAAAUUCACCAGGAAAAACUCCACAACAGCAGCAGCCAUCGAGGCGCUCGGCCUCAGGAUCUGUGGUGAUUACCACACAAUGGGAGACGUUCGAUUCUGCUCCAGUGCCCUUGCUGGAUCACUUUUCGACGCCCACAACCACCACCCCGAGUUCGAUCAAUCAUAGGCCUAAUUGGGACUUGCUUUGAGGAUGCAAAGCUGCAGAGUGAAGAAGCUGUGUGGAUGUGUGUGUUGCAUGUUAGUUGUGCUGGUUUGCUGCUAUCCAUUCCCCAUUCUUUCUCUUGUAUUUAUAGGGUUUUUGGUCCGACUUAUAUAUGUCACACUAAAGAAAUAAUUGGGGGCUACUUCAGUAUAUGUUGAAACAAUAUUAUUUUUUUGUCUCAUCUUUCCUCACUUUCCCCUCCAUUUGCUUGUAAUGUUUCUGGUCUUGAAAGAAAAGGUAUAUUGAUACAUUUUGUUUAGUGAUUGGUACAUUAAUAAAUAGGGUUAAUUCCCAA